UUAAAAUGUACUUUGAAUGUUUUCCUGAGAGUGGAAUAAGAACCAUAAUAUUUUGUGACCACAGAAUGUCUGCAAAUUCUUUUCUGGAUGAGUUCCUGGCGUCCACACCGUCAUGGAACUGUAUUGUAGAGAGUCAUUUAAAGAACAACGUUUCUUCGUGGUCUGUUAAAUCAGGUUGUGAAUGGAAGAAGACCCUAAAUAUAAAUCAGUCGUCAUCAUUUAAAUUCACUGUUGGAGACAUUACUGUUUGUGGAAUGUUAGGGGACAUAACGGAUACCAGGGUGGAUGCUAUUGUCAACAGCUCUAAUAAAUUCCUGGACCUGACUAAAGGUGCGGUGUCUCAAAACAUUUUAAUCAAAGGUGGAACCAUACUGGAAGAUGAACUUAAAUCAACAGAAAAACGUCGUGAGAUCGAUAAGCAAGGUUUGGCUGUGACUACUUCCGGUGACCCUUUACAGAUCCCGUGUUUGUUUAUAUUCCACGUGGAUUCUGUUUCUGUCAGUAGAUCUUUUAAAGUGACUGUUGCUUGGAAAAAGAUGGUUCUGAAAUGUUUACAAAAAGCAGAAGAAAUGAAAUUGUCAAGCCUAGCAUUUCCUGCACUAGGAACAGGGACUUUACAUGGAAACAUAAGGACGACAUCGCAGUUCAUGUUGGAGGCUCUAGAAGAAUUUGUCAAAAGAGGACCCAUUCAUCUAAACCAAGUCUACAUCAUAGUUCUGGAUCAGCCCUUGUUGGUAGAGUUACAUGAUGCAAUGCGUGAUCGAUACAUUGGUAAUGUAAAUACAUCGAAAUUAUUAGUAGUAACAUAA
Messenger RNA from Saccostrea cuccullata (small rock oyster), 809 nucleotides. Its product is annotated as protein mono-ADP-ribosyltransferase PARP14-like. The record is from RefSeq and is a predicted model, not a curated record. The transcript has 5 exons. Gene Ontology annotation, molecular function: NAD+-protein mono-ADP-ribosyltransferase activity; transcription corepressor activity; NAD+ poly-ADP-ribosyltransferase activity. Gene Ontology annotation, cellular component: nucleus; cytoplasm. The coding region runs from base 6 to 809 and encodes 267 amino acids. NCBI's taxonomy places the organism in Eukaryota, Metazoa, Mollusca, Bivalvia, Ostreida, Ostreidae. Gene Ontology annotation, biological process: protein poly-ADP-ribosylation; negative regulation of gene expression.